This is a messenger RNA of Nomia melanderi (Alkali bee), 1843 nucleotides long. RefSeq names its product annexin B9. Gene Ontology annotation, biological process: endosome transport via multivesicular body sorting pathway. Gene Ontology annotation, molecular function: phosphatidylserine binding; calcium-dependent phospholipid binding; calcium ion binding. The record is from RefSeq and is a predicted model, not a curated record. NCBI's taxonomy places the organism in Eukaryota, Metazoa, Arthropoda, Insecta, Hymenoptera, Halictidae. Gene Ontology annotation, cellular component: nucleus; cytoplasm; vesicle membrane.
UUCGAUGCCCAGUCUACGCGCACACACGUAGCAACACCGAGCAUCGACGAGAAUUUACAAGCAACGGUUGUUAUCUCGCUACCAACUCGAUAAGCAGCCAGUGACAGUGUGGCAGUAAUACCAGCCGGUGUUUUGACAAUAUCCCCAGUGCGGUGCGAAAGUUAUGUCUUCUUCCGAGAAUUCAAUAGAGUAUAUAAUAAUCUGUACAAUGUCGGCCAGUCAGUACUACCACGUGCAGUGCACACCAACCGUUUACCCCGCUGACCCCUUCGACCCGGAGGAAGAUGCGACCCUUCUGCGAACGGCGAUGAAGGGUUUCGGUACCGACGAGCAAGCCAUCAUCGACGUGCUCGCUCAUCGCGGUAUCGUGCAGCGACUCGAGAUCGCAGAUAAAUUCAAAACGAUGUAUGGAAAAGAUCUGAUUUCUGAAUUGAAGUCGGAACUCGGUGGCAACUUUGAAAAGGCUAUCAUAGCGUUGAUGACACCUUUGCCGGAAUAUUACGCUAAAGAGUUGCACGACGCAAUUUCCGGAAUUGGCACUGACGAAGGAGCUCUGAUCGAAGUGAUGGCCUCCCUCAGCAAUUAUGGUAUUAAGACCAUAUCUGCUGUCUAUAAAGAUCUGUACGACAAAGAAUUGGAAGAGGACUUGAAAAGCGACACGUCCGGUUACUUUGCGAGGCUGAUGGUUUCUCUUUGCUGUGCCAGCAGAAAUGAGAAUCCAGAGGUUGAUGCAGAGGCGGCGACACAAGAUGCUCAAAGACUUAUAGAUGCUGGCGAGGGCCAGUGGGGAACAGACGAAAGUACAUUUAAUGCUAUUCUUAUUACCAAGAGUUUCCCUCAGCUGCGAAAGAUUUUCAGUGAAUACGAACGACUUUCCGGAAACAGUAUAGAAGACGCCAUUAAACAGGAAUUCUCAGGAUCCAUUGAAGAUGGCUACCUCGCAGUCGUGAGGUGUGCUCGUGAUAAGACUGCAUAUUUCGCGCAGCGACUCUACAAAGCGAUGAAAGGAAUGGGCACCGAUGAUACCACACUAAUACGUAUAAUCGUGGCCCGAUCGGAAAUCGAUUUAGGUGAUAUCAAAGAGACUUACCAAAACAUGUAUGGCCAGUCACUAGCCGGCGACAUUGACAGCGAUUGUCACGCUGAAUGGAAAAGACUUCUGAUCGCGAUGCUGAAUUAAAGACAGUGGUUCAGGCUUUGUGCGAUAAAAAAACCCGUCCGGAUUUAAUACUCAAUCGCUUUAUCGACGGCAUUUAUAUUAAUGCAGCGAUGUCCUGUGGAGAACAUCGAAAAUUCAACCAAAGAUCGAAAUCGAAUAUUAUGAAUUAAAAUGCACGAGAUUAAUAUAUGGAGUAUCGAAAAUUCGAUCGAAGAUUGAAAUCGAAUAAUCUGAGUGUUAAUGUUUCGAAAUUUUAGGUGGCCAAAGAAAAAGGAGUAAAGUAACUUUGCUGCAUUUAUACGAUGUAUUUUAAUUGUGGAUUUAUUUGUUCUUUUUUUAUGAACUGAGACGCUGCUGAUAUACAUUCCGUUUCUUCUUCCAAGACGCCGUUGAUAGAAUAGUGUGCAUUUUAUAAAUAUAUUUUUUACAGAUUUUUUUUAUUAUUCUCUAUCUAGUAUUUUAUAGAUAUAUUUUCGUAAAUGGAUUAUACGAUUCGAGUAUAUUUGACAGUGAUUCUUCGUAAGAUUUUAGAGUCUGAUUCUGUAUUUGAAAAAGGUUAGAAAUAUUGAUGGUUAAUAUUAUUUAUAUUCAAUUCCAUGUAUCGAUGUUUAACAGGCAGCUUAAAAGUUUAGGUGUUUUAAGCUAUGAACUUGUAUUUUAAAAUAAAUGUCUGCUUAAAGGAAA